This is a messenger RNA of Cherax quadricarinatus, 2291 nucleotides long. RefSeq lists its product as uncharacterized. The record is from RefSeq and is a predicted model, not a curated record. NCBI's taxonomy places the organism in Eukaryota, Metazoa, Arthropoda, Malacostraca, Decapoda, Parastacidae.
UCUUCUCUACACUCUUGUCUAGUCAGCAUGAAGACUACACUGACCCUGGCACCCCUGGUGCUGGCACUGGCUCUCCAUCUCACCUCUACUCAAGCUGCCAAGGCAGGCUUCCGCAGAGAAGGUCGAUCCGUCCGCACCUGUUUACGUAUCUUCUGUGACCACAACGAGACGUGUUUUGACUGUGCUAAGAGUGCUUUCUGGGAGAACAAGGAGAGCGUCAGGGAGUGUGUCAAUGCUUUUGAGAAGGACUGUGACCGUAUGCCGUCCACAGAACUACACGUGUUGAAACAGUGUGUAGUGAAAGCCAACCCUAUGAUCUCCAAUUGCUUUGUUGGUGUUCUCAGUAUGUUGCAUCGCGUCGCAGGUCAACUCAGUCCACCGUGUGUUAGCAACCUACACCCUGGUGUUAGCAACCUACACCCUGGUGUUAGCAACCUACGCCCUGGUGUUGGCAACCUACACCCUGGUAUUAGCAACCUACACCCUGCUCUCCAGACUGGUUUUCACAACAGGAAGCCUGGUGUUAGUACCCUACAGCCUGGUAUGAGUACCUUACAGCCUGGUAUUACCUCUCUGCCACCAAGUAUUAGCAGUCUACAUCCUACUGCUAUCACCGUACAGCCUCCUAGUGUUGGGACUCACACCUCACCCACUGGAGAUUUCCUAACUACUACUUUCCCAACAACAAUCGCAGAUACCAACAGGCCACCUUGGUUUAGUCACUUCUAGAAGCACAUUACUAAAAUAUCCUCUUGAGAAAAAGGGUAAAACGUCCACUUAAAAUAAGAAAUAUAAAAAAUCUUUAAACAAACUUCAUUAUUAAGCUCUUAAGUGAUAGGUAGAAUGACUAAUUCCAUUAAGUUUUAAAUAGUAUGAUGCUGGUGAACGUUGGACGUAACUGUUACAACUUCUCUAACUAAUGUAACUUCAGGAUGCGCUAUUUUGUUGUUUUCACCGCCCCUCAAAAGCUCCAAAAAUAUUCUCUCUAGCACCAAAACAUCAGGACUGCAGCACUAAAGUACCUUCAGUACCCAUGGUCUCCAACACAUUUCCUGAAAGUCUCCUCUCUUCUACAAGCAGCUACACAACAGCACUCUCUCCACUACCACUUUAUCAAAGGGAUUUGCCACUACACACCUCUCCACUAGAGAUGUAUCGGAUAUCCGCAUCCGCAGAACAUCUGCACAAUUCCUUGCAUCUGCAUCCACAUCCAUAUUUUACUGUAAACGGAUAUCCGCAUAUGCAUCCGCAUCCGCAAAAUAAGCAAGUAAAACAUCCUCAUACACAUCUACAUCUGCGGAUAUCUAAGUUUUCACAUCCGAUACAUCUCUAAGUCUCCACCAUCCCUUCAUCAAAGGUUACACCAACAGGCACUCUCUACCAUCCUUUUAUCAAAGGAAUAUACGACCACACACUCUCCAUCACCCCAUAACAAACACAGUUAACAAACAAGCAGUAACACAGCCAACACCUUAAAGAUUAGAACGCCAUCAGGGAGCUAGUUACACAGGUGACUGAACCUCCAAAAAGCACCACUGUACGGAUUUACAGCGCACCUAAUGUCAGUUCCUGAUCAGCCGGUUUGUGGUUGAUACAUCAGUUUACAGCCUGGUUGAUGAGAUCCUGAUCCACCCUGAAGCCUGGUCUCAGACCGGGCUGCAGAGGCGUUGACCCCCGAAACCCUAUCCAGGUAUAACUUCAGGUAUACCUUGUGGAGGCUUAAAAACCAUACAUAGGGAAAACUUCCAGAAAGUUAAAAAACAGAAUCAAAGAACACAGAUGUACUUGCCAGAGGGGCGACAACACAUGCACAGUACCUGGGAACACCUGUAACCACUUGUAACCCACCGAACUAAGAUUAGCUAUUAGAGAAACAGAUCGACGUAACAGACUAUCUGAAUUACUCUUCAAUCAUCAUUACCAACACAACUUAACACAACUCAGGGUCCUUCACCAACUCUGAGGUGUUGGCAAAACUGAUCCUACUUAAAGCCGACACAACGACCACCGGAGACCUGAGUCACUCUCAGGUGACCUCAGCUCCUCGUCGCAGAGCAUCAUGCUACAUCUCACGGACCUCUCCUCAACCACCCUAUAACCUCUUGUUGUACUAGUUUCUAUUGUUCAAAGUCCCUGGUGGACGAAACUUCUAAUAAAAUAUUAUAACCUGCCCUACGUAGUGUCAUUAUCCUUAUACUGUCAGUAUGUUGUGCCAGUCUUACACUACACUUCUUCCUCCUCCACCUGCUCUACCCUAACAAGUGUACUACAUACCUUCCACCGCCCCUCCA